Molecule: messenger RNA, 3311 nt
Organism: Wyeomyia smithii (pitcher-plant mosquito)
Lineage: Eukaryota; Metazoa; Arthropoda; Insecta; Diptera; Culicidae
Product: glutamate receptor ionotropic, kainate 2-like
Exons: 8
Coding region: 189-2984 (931 amino acids)
Biological process (GO): synaptic transmission, glutamatergic; monoatomic ion transport; modulation of chemical synaptic transmission
Cellular component (GO): plasma membrane; postsynaptic membrane
Molecular function (GO): transmitter-gated monoatomic ion channel activity involved in regulation of postsynaptic membrane potential; glutamate-gated receptor activity
Source: RefSeq, a predicted model, not a curated record
CCCACAGUUGGGUGUACACAACGCUGCUAGGCGUGAGCUGUGCAAACACUCACACCAGUCACGCAGUGACUUUUCACGCGAUUUUUCACGUUUCUCCGAUCAGUCGGUUGGUGAUCUUCGUGCGGGUAGCAACGCUUGGUUUUUUGUGUGAAUCUAAUUAGAAACGCCAUAUUGGAAAGUUGGAAGCAAUGCUCAGACUGCUGCUGUGGAUCGCAGUUGGCGCUUUGAUGUGCUGUUGCGUUCAAAGCAAGCGGGAAAUCCCGAUCGGUGCAAUUUUUCGGGACAGCGCCGAUGAAGCGGUGAUCGCUUUCCGGUAUGCGGUUGAGCGAGUCAACAUGCACGAGAAACAUUUCGAGCUGGUGCCGCUGAUUCGGUUCGUGCCGAACAUGGAGGACAGCUUUCGGAUGGAGCGUAAAACGUGCGAACUGGCGGCGGAAGGUGUAACGGCGAUCUUCGGACCCAGUUCGCUGUUGAGUGCCGGCAUCGUAAGUUCCGUCUGCCGUACGAUCGAAAUACCGCACAUUAUCACACACUGGGAUCCGGAGCCGCUAGGCGGCGUAGAUCCAGACCUGCAAGCAAUGACCAUAAAUCUAUACCCGGAUGCGGAUGUGCUAUCACAGGCUUUGCGCGAUUUAAUCGUAGACUACAGCUGGAAGAGUUUCACCAUCAUCUACGAUAGUGAUGAAGGUUUAGUGCGAUUGAAAGAUGUGCUGCAAAUACACGGACCAAGCGACAGUCCUAUUACGGUGCGACAGAUUGAUGACGACCCGGACUAUCGCCCAUUGCUGAAGGACAUUCAAUCCUCCGGCGAGAGUCACAUCAUACUGGAAGUCGAUCCCAGCAAGAUUCUAGACAUUCUACGGCAAGCGAAGGAAGUUAAAAUGCUGGAGGAAUAUCAAAACUAUAUUAUCACCUCGAUUGAUGCUCACACACUGGAUUUCGACGAGUUCCGAUAUUUCCGGUCGAACAUCACUGCGAUCCGGCUGAUGGACAGCAAAAGCUUCGAGAUCAGGAAUGCCGUCCAUGACUGGGAACAGGGCGAAGCAAGACAGAAGAAUAACUUUCGUGUCUCACCGGAGCAUGUGCAGACGGAAUCGGCGCUGUACAACGAUGCAGUGAAAAUCUUUGCCACGGCCAUCAGGGAGCUGGAUGCCACCGAAGAGAUCACCCCGUCGAGGCUCUCCUGUGGCAGUAAGAACCUCAGACAGUGGCCGUUUGGGUUGAGAAUCGUCAACUAUAUGAAAGUGAAAACCGAACACGGAAUCACUGGUCCGAUUAUAUUCGAUGACGACGGCCGGCGGACGUACUUCCAGCUCGAUAUAAUCGAGCUAAAUCAGCACGAAGGCUUCAAAAAGAUCGCCACCUGGGAUCCCCGGAACGGUGUCAAUUACACUCGUAGCCAGGAGGAUGUCCACCAGCAGAUUGUUGAGUCGCUGCAGAACAAGACGUUCAUUGUGGCUUCCCGACUUGGGGCACCGUUUUUAAUGAUGAAAGAAAAGAAGGAAGGAGAGUUCUUCGAGGGCAACGCCCAGUUCGAGGGCUACUCGCUAGAUUUGAUCGAUGGAAUAUCGCAGAUUUUGGGCUUCCAGUACCGGAUGAUACUCGUACCGGAUGGCAAGUACGGAUCGUACAAUAAAGCUACGAGAAAGUGGGACGGUUUGGUGAAGCAUUUACUAGAUCGGAAAGCUGAUCUCGCCAUUUGUGAUCUAACCAUAACGUACGAGCGGAGAACGGCCGUGGACUUCACGAUGCCCUUCAUGACACUGGGAAUCAGCAUUCUGUACGCCAAACCUACUCCCCAACCGAAGGAUCUGUUUUCUUUCCUCUCGCCACUAUCGCUGGACGUGUGGAUCUACAUGGCGACCGCGUAUCUGGGUGUGUCGGUGCUGCUGUUCGUACUGUCCCGAAUGGCCCCAGCCGAUUGGGAGAAUCCACAUCCCUGCAAGCAGGAGGACGUCGAAGAGGUCGAGAACAUCUGGGAUAUGUUGAACGCACUCUGGCUUACCAUGGGCUCCAUUAUGGGGCAGGGUUGCGACAUUUUACCCAAAGCCGUCUCCACGCGAGUCGUCACCGGAAUGUGGUGGUUCUUUGCGCUGAUUAUGCUUUCAUCCUACACGGCUAACCUGGCUGCCUUCUUGACGAUGGAACGAAUGGACGCGACUAUUGAAAGUGCCGAAGAUUUGGCUAAGCAGAGCAAAAUCAAGUACGGAGCGGUGCUGGGCGGUAGUACCUUGAGCUUCUUCCGAAGCUCGAACUUCAGCACGUAUCAGAGGAUGUGGGCUGCUAUGGAGUCCACCAGACCAUCGGUUUUCACCAAGAGUAAUGACGAAGGUCGCGAUCGGGUGAUGAAGGGUCGUGGGCUGUACGCCUUUCUGAUGGAGUCCACCUCGCUGGAGUACAUUACCGAGCGGUACUGUGAGUUGACGCAAAUUGGUGGCCUGUUGGAUUCGAAGGGUUACGGCAUUGCUAUGCCAGUCAACUCGCCGUAUCGAACCGCAAUCUCGGGAGCUGUUCUAAAAAUGCAGGAAGAGGGUAAACUGUCGCAGUUGAAAAACCGAUGGUGGAAAGAGAGACACGGUGGCGGUCGCUGUGAUGCCCCCGGAACGGUAGCCGCCGGAGACAGUGCAGCCGAAUUGGGCAUCGAUAACGUGGGUGGUGUUUUCGUUGUUCUGGCUUUUGGCUGCUUUUGUGCGUUUGUUAUCGGAAUACUGGAGUUCCUGUGGAAUGUUCGGAAGGUUGCCGUGGAGGAGAAGGUCACCCCUUGGGAAGCCCUAAUGGCAGAGCUCAAAUUUGCGCUGAAUCUCUCGAUCACCAGCAAACCGGUUCAUAACACUUUGAGUGAGUCUUCAUCCGGGAAGAGCUUGACGCGAUCGAAAUCGGAAUCGAGGCGGGAUUCGGAAUCGGCCGGAAGGGUGAACAACAUUCGCAGCGGUGCCAGCUUCCCGAAUGUGGACAAAAUUGGUUUUGCUUUUAGUAACAAGUAGAAAAUACGAGGAAAAAAUGAGCAUGCGCAACAUAAUUAAAAAGAAAUUAGAUUCAGUGAUCAAAACUAUUGAUGGUAAUUAAUUUAGGGCAUUUGCAAUCGCACGACAUGAAUAACGAUAUAACCUAGAAUUCAGAAGAAGAAUUUGUUAAACAUUAAUAAUAAUUAGCAGAAUGCAUGGUAUCGUGGGAGAAAAUUUGCAAAUAAUGGCAAUUGUUGUUAGUUAAUUCUAGAAUCCAUAAGUUUGGUGUUGAAAAAUUGUCUGCUUUGUACGAAUAAAAUCCUUAAGAAAAUGGUCCUCAUAUUAAACGAUUGGAAAUUUAGCACU